Macadamia integrifolia is the source of this 756-nucleotide messenger RNA. Its product is annotated as ubiquitin-conjugating enzyme E2 34-like. The transcript has 8 exons. The record is from RefSeq and is a predicted model, not a curated record. NCBI's taxonomy places the organism in Eukaryota, Viridiplantae, Streptophyta, Magnoliopsida, Proteales, Proteaceae. Bases 319 to 741 code for a protein of 140 amino acids.
UCCUCUCCCUCUCCCUCUCGCUCUCCCUCUCCCUCUCUUUCCUCUGUGAACUCAACGCCUUACCAAAAGGGGAAAAACCAUAAAUCGGGAGAUAAAAUUGACAUGGCUCGAGUUGGAUAUCUAGGGCUAGAUUGUUCGUGAAUAUAUGCACCAUCGUCUGUCCUAAUUUCUCUGGUCGUUCUUCCUCGAAUCGAAUCUUUAAAUCAUCGUGGUUGAGACGGUCCUGAUCUGAGUUGGCAUAUUGAAGCUUUUGUGGUGGAAGGAAAGAAGGACGAGUAUAGGGUUUCAGAAUCACGGUACUCUGAAGUUGCUUUCGCAAUGGUGGAUAAGUCUUGCAUUAAACGCCUUCAGAAGGAAUACAGAGCACUCUGUAAAGAACCAGUCUCCCAUGUUAUGGCUCACCCUUUACCGAAUGAUAUCCUUGAAUGGCAUUAUGUAUUGGAGGGAAGUGAAGGAACACCAUUUGCAGGUGGUUAUUACUAUGGAAAGAUCAAGUUCCCUCCAGAGUAUCCAUUCAAGCCACCCAGCAUCAGUAUGAUCACUCCAAAUGGACGGUUUAUGACACAGAAGAAAAUCUGCUUAUCCAUGAGCGAUUUUCACCCAGAAACUUGGAAUCCCAUGUGGUCUGUAUCAAGCAUACUUACAGGGCUUCUGUCAUUUAUGGUAAGUUCAUUGCAGCUCCUUAUACUUUAUUUGCAGUUUCUGUUUCUCCUUUUAUUGGUUGAAUAUUUAAUGAUUUAGUAAGUGCAUAUACCU